GCGUCGCCCUCGCAGAUGCUUGGGGAUGGCUGCUGCGAUCUGGGUAUGGGCACGGGGGAGGAGGAAGGGGGCUCAGGACUGCCCUACCCCUGCCAGUUCUGUGAUAAGUCCUUCAGUCGCCUCAGCUACCUGAAGAGGCACGAGCAGAUCCACAGUGACAAGCUGCCCUUCAAGUGCACCUUCUGCAGUCGCCUCUUUAAGCAUAAACGCAGCCGAGACCGGCAUGUCAAACUGCACACCGGUGACAAGAAAUACAGCUGCCAGGAGUGUGAGGCCGCCUUCUCCCGCAGUGACCAUCUCAAGAUUCAUCUGAAGACGCACAGCUCCAGCAAGCCCUUCAAAUGCAGUGUGUGCAAGAGAGGUUUCUCGUCCACUUCUUCACUCCAAAGCCACAUGCAGGCCCACAGGAAGAAUAAGGAGCACUUGGCUCGCGCUGAAAAGGAUCAGGGCAAAAACGCAGGGUCCGUGGACGGAGGGGAGCAGGACCAGGACCUGUACAUGUGUGAUUACUGUGAGGAGACGUUCAGUCAGACAGAUGAGUUGGAGAAGCACGUGCUGACGCACCAUCCGCAACUCUCAGACCGUGCUGAUCUGCAGUGCAUACACUGCCCUGAGAUCUUCAGUGAUGAGGGAACCCUCCUUGCCCAUAUUGACCGGGCUCACGCUAACAGAAAACACAAAUGUCCCAUGUGUGCUGAGCAGUUCCCUUCCGUGGAGGAUGUUUACUGCCACCUUGAUAGCCAUCGGCAACCUGACUCCAGCAACCACAGUGCCAGCCCUGAUCCUGUGCUGGGCAGUGUGGCAUCCAUGAGCAGUGCCACCCCAGACUCCAGUGCCUCCCUGGAGAGAGGAUCCACCCCUGACUCUACCCUCAAACCUACACAGAGCAGACGCAAACUCGCCCCCUCCUCUGAUCAUGAUGAUGGAGGCUGGUCAAGCAAGGUAACUUACAGCUGUCCCUAUUGCUCCAAAAGAGAUUUCAAUAGCUUGGCUGUAUUGGAAAUCCACCUCAAGACCAUCCAUGCAGACAAGCCUCAACAGAGCCAUACCUGUCAACUAUGUCUGGAAACCCUUCCUACUCUGUACAACCUGAAUGAACAUGUGCGUAAAGCCCACAGGUCCAGUGGGGGAUCUGCCUCAACUUUUCCCCUUCUGCAGUUCAGUAACGUGUCUGCCUUCCAUUGCAAUUACUGCCCUGAUAUGUUUGCAGAGAUUAACAGCUUACAAGAGCACAUCCGUGUCUCUCACUGUCUACCCGGUGGUGUGGUUGCAGGCUCCACAACCCUGGAGGGAAACCACGCCUUUUUCUGCAACCAGUGCUCCAUGGGUUUUCUGACAGAGUCUUCCCUGACAGAGCACAUCCAGCAGACACACUGCACUACCGGGAGCAGUGGUGGUGUUGCCAAAAUGGAGUCGCCGGUUCUGCAGCCCUCACAGUCCUUCAUGGAAGUGUACUCUUGCCCCUAUUGUACCAACUCACCCAUCUUCGGCUCGCUUCUGAAGCUCACCAAGCACAUCAAGGAGAAUCACAAGAACAUCCCACUGGCCAACAACAAACGCAAGGUCAAAGUGGCAGAUUUGAGCCCAGCAUCCUCUGAUGUGGAGAUAUCUUCCCCAAAACGUCGAAGGGUGGCUGGCGAUGCCACACCUGCAGGUGCUAAUGGGGACUUCCCCUGCAACCAAUGUGAUCUUCGCUUCUCCAGUUUCGAUGGUUUCCAGGCACACCUCAAAACCCACCUGGAGCUGCUGUUGAGGAGACAGUCCUGCCCACAGUGCAACAAAGAAGACUUUGAUUCUCAGGAAUCAUUGCUUCGACACCUGACUGUCCAUUACACCACCACCUCUACUCAAUACGUAUGCGAGAGCUGUGACAAGCAGUUCUCUUCUGUCGAUGAUUUGCAGAAGCACCUGCUGGACAUGCACACCUUUGUGCUUUACCACUGCACGCUGUGCCAGGAGGUCUUCGACUCCAAGGUUUCCAUCCAGGUCCACCUGGCCGUCAAGCACAGCAAUGAGAAGAAGAUGUACCGCUGCACUGCGUGUGCCUGGGACUUUCGCAAAGAGAGCGACCUGCAGCUGCACGUCAAACAUAGCCACCUUGGUCACCCUGCUGGCCCUGGCACUCCUGGGAAAGCUCGCAAGUGCAUUUUCUGUGGGGAGACGUUCGGCACAGAGGUGGAGCUCCAGUGCCACAUCACAACUCAUAGCAAAAAGUACAAUUGUCGCCUUUGUGGGAAGGCCUUCCAUGCUAUUGUCCUGCUGGAAAGACACCUGAGGGAGAAGCACUGCAUUUUUGAUGGCGGGAAUGGCAAUGGAAAUGGCAGCAGUCAGAAUGGAACACCUAAUGGAGUGACACAGAGCACCAAACGUGCAGGUGGUGGUGCCCCCACUGCAGCUGCAGAGCAAGCUGACCUACAGAACAUGCUGCUGAAAGGAGGCAGCCAGGACACAGCCAACAGCCAUGAGGCCAGUGGAGGAGAGGAGGAGUUGGAUGCCUCAGAACCGAUGUACGCUUGUGACAUCUGUGGCGCUGCCUACACAAUGGAAGCCCUUCUCCAGAACCAUCGACUACGUGACCACAACAUUCGUCCAGGAGAAGACGAUGCGGGUACUCGCAAGAAGAAGGCAGAUUUCAUUAAGGGGAACCACAAGUGCAACAUCUGCUCUCGGACCUUCUUUUCGGAGAACGGCUUGAGAGAGCAUGCUCAGACUCACCGUGGUCCAGCCAAGCAUUACAUGUGCCCAAUCUGUGGUGAACGCUUCCCCUCGCUACUCACACUCACUGAGCACAAAGUGACUCACAGCAAGAGCCUGGACACAGGCACCUGCCGGAUCUGCAAGAUGCCACUGCAGAGUGAGGAGGAAUUCAUUGAGCACUGCCAGAUGCACCCUGACCUGAGGAACUCCCUCACUGGCUUCCGCUGCGUGGUCUGCAUGCAAACAGUCACCUCAACCUUGGAGUUGAAGAUCCAUGGCACCUUUCACAUGCAGAAGCUCUCCUCAUCUGGGGGCAGUGUUGGGGGUGGUGGAUCAGCCUCAUCAUCUCCAAAUGGCCAGUUGCAAAUCCACAAGCUCUACAAGUGUGCUCUCUGUCUGAAGGAGUUCAAGAACAAACAGGAACUGGUCAAACUGGAUGUCAAUGGGCUACCCUAUGGUCUUUGUGCCACCUGCAUGAGCCGUGGGACGAAUGGGCAGUCGCCUAGCAGUGUUGUGGCUCCUCAGGAACCUGGAGAGAAAGGUGCCACUGGCCUGCGCUGCCCCGAAUGUGCUGUGAAGUUUGAGACCCUGGAAGACCUGGAGACCCACGUUCAGAUGGACCAUCCUGAGAUGAGCCCCGAAACUAGUGGAGCCAAGAAAGUGACUGAUGCCUCACCUGUUCCUAAAAAAAAGACGUAUCAGUGCAUCAAAUGCCAAAUGACCUUUGAGACGGAACGCGAGAUCCAGAUCCAUGUUGCCAAUCACAUGAUCGAGGAAGGUAUCAAUCACGAGUGCAAACUGUGCAACCAGACGUUCGACUCUCCGGCCAAGCUGCUGUGCCACCUGAUCGAGCACAGUUUUGAGGGCAUGGGUGGCACUUUCAAAUGCCCUGUCUGCUUCACAGUCUUUGUCCAAGCCAAUAAGCUUCAGCAGCACAUCUUUGCUGUCCAUGGUCAAGAAGACAAGAUCUAUGACUGCUCACAGUGUCCACAGAAGUUCUUCUUCCAGACUGAACUUCAGAACCACACACUGAGCCAGCACGCGCAGUGAGACCGGGCCCCGCAGGACUCCCGCCUCAGCCCCAGAACCCCGACCCAGACCCUGUGGGGGAGGACCAUUUCAACAUCACAGCCAAUCAAAGUGUCAUUUGCAACUCACAUGUAAAACCUUAACGAUUCCACCACCAGGCACAGCCAUUACGAGCGGUGGGGAAUGAAUAUUAAUGGGAUAUGCUAUUAAAAGAGAAAAAGAGAGAGAGAAAAGGAGAUGAAGGAAAAAGAAAAAGGUAUUCUACGUGCAGUAUUUUUUAUCGUCCCUGCUUCUCGUCCCCGGUUGUGCGUUUUUUUUUUUUCUCCUGGAACACAAAAGAAAAGGUUGAAGAAGGAAAAAAAAAGAACGAAACGCCCUUCUAUAAUUUUUAGUCCCUAGAAAUGCUUCACUUACCUCGUUCUCUGUUGCUUCUUGUAUCAAAUUUUC
This is a messenger RNA of Chanos chanos (milkfish), 4173 nucleotides long. RefSeq names its product zinc finger protein 423 (gene znf423). The record is from RefSeq and is a predicted model, not a curated record. The transcript is spliced from 5 exons. Lineage: Eukaryota; Metazoa; Chordata; Actinopteri; Gonorynchiformes; Chanidae. Gene Ontology annotation, cellular component: nucleus. Gene Ontology annotation, biological process: regulation of transcription by RNA polymerase II. The coding region runs from base 16 to 3747 and encodes 1243 amino acids. Gene Ontology annotation, molecular function: RNA polymerase II cis-regulatory region sequence-specific DNA binding; DNA-binding transcription activator activity, RNA polymerase II-specific.